Lachancea thermotolerans CBS 6340 is the source of this 2541-nucleotide messenger RNA. RefSeq names its product protein kinase NNK1 (gene NNK1). The coding region runs from base 1 to 2541 and encodes 846 amino acids. The transcript has a single exon. The record is from RefSeq and is a predicted model, not a curated record. Gene Ontology annotation, biological process: microtubule cytoskeleton organization; intracellular signal transduction; protein phosphorylation. Gene Ontology annotation, molecular function: tau-protein kinase activity; protein serine/threonine kinase activity; ATP binding. Lineage: Eukaryota; Fungi; Ascomycota; Saccharomycetes; Saccharomycetales; Saccharomycetaceae. Gene Ontology annotation, cellular component: cytoplasm.
AUGGCCCAUACUUAUGACCUAAACUAUGUUACGAACCAAAGACGACAGCUCGACGGCGGGACUCCCGUUUUCCAGAGUCAAAACGACUCAAGUGAAACCUUCAAGAAGAGUUUCGAGGGCACAGAUGACAAUAAAAACAGCCUAGGGGCAGAGCCGAGCCAAGCGGGGUCAGAGGAAUCUGAAGGAAUCUACUUCAAACCCGACCUAAUGCAUAAAGAGAACCAGCAACCUCGACCUCGAGGUGCCCUGAUACGUGUGUACUCCGAGAACGAGCGAUCAAAUUUUAACGAAUCCACAGGCGCGCGGCUAUAUGAUGACCUGAGGUAUAGACCGAUGCACUACGACGGCAGCGGAUCGCCACCCAAGAGCAGCGCUGUUGACAUAGUUCCUAAGUCAAAGAGAAGGCAUUCAUCGUCAUGGGAUGAAGACCGUAUGACGGCCUCCUCCCGGCGCUGCCCGAUAGACGUUAUCGGCGACAUGCAGGAUGAGUAUAUUCCUGACCUGGACUUCUCGACUGCGUUUAGCCGGUGGCAAAGCGAUGACAACCUGCACGAUCAACUUCUCGGCGAGGUGCAGCCGCAAGGCUUGAGCCGUAUGCACUGCUACAACGACUGGGCUGGGUACGAAACGGACCUGAGCCGUUCAUCGUCAGCGUCCUCUUCAUCUAUCGUGUUCAGAUCCGCGCAUGCAAAGGUUGCCCCGAUACCCCUGCCGAGAGCCGGGCUGCCCUCUGCAUCGCCAAAUAGAGCCGCGCACAAUCAAAUGAGUAGCGUGUUUGGAGGCCUAUCCCAUGCUUCACAACUUUCCUAUCCUAGAAACAGACCUGUCCCCAUGCUUAAUACAGCGCCAGGCGGCUCGUACAGAAGCCUGAAAAGACGGAAAUCCGGGCUAGAGGCCGAAUCGCCUUCUUCGCCAGUAGUGGUCACCCCUGGCACAACCCUGAGCUACGCGUCCUCGAACGAUGUCCGAUUCACGAACGAUGAGUGGAAGAACGUUAUCGCCCAGCUGCCUGACAACUUCCUGUCUCUCCCCUACAGCCAGCGUAAGAGGAUCUUGCAGGACAAAUUCCCAGAUAUUAACUAUAAAUCUAUGAUGACAAUGCUGAAGAGAUACUACUUAAACUCAGGCAAGAGCAGCUCUCAGCUGCAAGACAAUAAAUCUAGACGCGGCUCGCUUGCUUCCCAAUUUCUGAGCUCGUUUACGCCAUCUUCGACAUUGAAAUCAAACGAUAAGGGCAAUGUUGUAAUGGGUUACACGCUUGGCAAGAUAAUAGGAUUCGGGGCAUGGGGCAUGAUACGAGAAUGCUACAAAAAUGCCGCUGAGGACGAAGACGGUGACAACGUCGCCGUGAAGGCUUUCAAAAUUGUCAAAUUCAGGAAUAACACGUUGGUUAAGGAACAGGUCCUCAAAGAAGUGCAUAUGUGGUCUAAAUUGAAGCAUCCAAACAUCUUGCCACUGAUUGAUUGGAAGUUGGACGAAGACUACGCAAUGUAUUGUCUCACCGAGAAGAUCAGUGGCGGUACAUUGUACGACCUUGUCAACUCGUGGGGCGAGGCUAGCCAAUCCAAAAUAGCUCUUUCGCAAAGACGCAAAUUAACAGCCGAGCUCGGCACUCAGAUUGUGGAAGCGUUGAAAUUUAUGCACGCAAAACGGAUCAUCCACGGGGAUGUCAAGCUUGAAAACUGCUUGCUUGAAGAGCGUGAGCCUGGUAAAGAAUGCAGGUGGCAUGUCGUUUUGUGCGAUUUUGGAAUGAGCUCCGAGUUUGAAGAUAGCGCUGAAAGCAACCGCCGUGAUGGGGGUGGAAAUAAAACUCCCCGCGAGCAUGCACACAAGGGCCAGCUUGCGCCGCUUCGUGACAGACCACUUGUUUUCAGAUCAGCUUCCAACUUGACCCUGAAGUCUGGCAAGUUCCACAGAUCUUUGAAAGGAGAUAACAUGCCUCAUGGAAACCAUCCGCUAGGCGUAAGCUCGUUUCCGAGACACUACGGUCCAUCCUUAACAAGUGCCAACAUUUCGGGUCGAUUUCCUGCCAAAGAAAAAAGCCCCGCUAGCGAAAGUAACCUCCAAGCUCUCACUUUCACUGCUACAAGCACAAACGGUUCCGCAACAACCGACAAAGAUGGCGUACCACCAAAAUUGUCCAACGCUACAAAUGCACGCGAUCCACACAGCCACAUUGGGUCUCUUCCAUAUGCAGCGCCCGAGCUUCUGGAGCCGACUCCGCCGCCAUUGGCACCCUCUGCGGACAUCUGGGCGCUAGGUGUGACCCUUUACACGAUGUUGCUCGGUAAACUACUUUUCAAGCAUGAUUAUGAACCUCGACUGCGGGCGAUGAUUGCCGCAGCCAAAUACGACACCAAAUCCCUUGAUGAAAUUUGUGUGACAGAAGCCAACCCGCCCUGUCCAGAACUAUUGAAGGCAGUCAAAGGAUGCCUAAUCAAAGACGUGGCCCAGCGUUGGGAGCUCGAUGCAAUAGAGAUUGCGUUAACGCAGUGCGUUAAGACUUCCACACAGCUCGAGGAGGCCACCGUACACAAAUGA